AUAUUAAACAUGGUCCUUACGCCGUCAAGUAAAAAAAAAGAAUCGGCAUAAAAGUAAAAGCGAUGUUAUCGUACAUAACGAGCCAGUCGAAGAAACUAAAUAAAAACGCGGUUAUUACAUGAAAUUACGUACAAAAAUCAAGACAAUCGAACUGAAAAAAAAAAAUUGUGUAAAAGAAGAACUUUUAAAUUGUGGAAGACACUUGUGAAUUUAUAAAAACAUAUAAAAAAAUAAAAAAAUCUCCAAAACGAAGUGAAAAACACAUGUUCAUGUGAUAAACUGAAAAUUACCACUUAAGGGAAAACGCUUUAACUCAAAUACAAAAGUAUUAUUAAAAUUUGAACAAAUAUUACAGACGAAAACGCGAAUAUAAGUAAAAAUAAAAUUUAUUAAAAGAUUCUAGAACCAAAGAAUCAAAAACCCAAAACUAAAAAGAAGCGGACUAGAAGAGAGAAGACGUGAACCCCGGAGUACGUGGAAGUGGAGCUUCAGGAACUUUGCAGCCAGCUUAGAGCAAACACAUUCCCAAGGAGAAGACUCUGCCCAAACACUUACUCGGAAAAUAAAAUAUUUGGUAACUGUAAAGAAAAUGGCACAAACCCCGGAUGUAUAUCAGUGUCAACUGUGCUGCCGUUUUCAUGCUCUGCAAACCUGCGCUUGUUUUCGAGAGAUGAGUGUGGCCGAUCGCAUAGAAGCUGUCCGCGUUCAUAAAUAUUGCAUGAACUGUUUGGCCCGAUCCCACAAGACCGGUGCAUGCCCAUCUCGGAAUAGCUGCAGAAUAUGUAAAUUAGGACACCACACGCUUCUUCACCGCCCAACUGCCAAUUCCACUGGGGAACGCAAACCUGCUCAACAUGCUGUGGGACGCAGAUCGAAACGCGAGACAGAACGCCGCUCUACGGCAAUGAAGACAUCGAAGUCGAAGUCACUUACGGCCCGCUUUAAACCGCGGAAUUGUCCGUGUGGACGCCUUUUGUUAUCAAGGAAACCCAAUGCCGUUUCGCGUAUCGACAGCUAGACAGCCUACUAAAUGUUGCACCCGUGCAAGGGCGGCGGCAUGUCGACGAUGAAGGAGAGCGAGGUGGCAACCUCACUCUAUUCGACUAGUUUCUAAAAUUCCUCUAAACAAAAAUCCUCCAGAAAGUUGUUUUUGUAUAAACUCACUGAAUUUAUCUACUGAAGUAUGAAAUGAAAUUGAAAUGUAAAAAGCUACAAUUAAAGAUAUAAGCGCGACCGUCGUACAGCACGGACGUGCCUUUGAGUCAUUUUAAGUCUCAACUCGAUUUAAUUAUAGAAUUUCGU
Molecule: messenger RNA, 1302 nt
Organism: Rhagoletis pomonella (apple maggot)
Lineage: Eukaryota; Metazoa; Arthropoda; Insecta; Diptera; Tephritidae
Exons: 2
Coding region: 590-1018 (142 amino acids)
Source: RefSeq, a predicted model, not a curated record